Phragmites australis (common reed) is the source of this 1578-nucleotide messenger RNA. Its product is annotated as probable 3-hydroxyisobutyrate dehydrogenase, mitochondrial. NCBI's taxonomy places the organism in Eukaryota, Viridiplantae, Streptophyta, Magnoliopsida, Poales, Poaceae. The record is from RefSeq and is a predicted model, not a curated record. The transcript is spliced from 11 exons. Gene Ontology annotation, biological process: L-valine catabolic process. The coding region runs from base 333 to 1367 and encodes 344 amino acids. Gene Ontology annotation, molecular function: NAD binding; 3-hydroxyisobutyrate dehydrogenase activity; NADP binding.
AAUAAAUAAAAUAAAAAAAUCUUGAUUCAUUUCUCACCCAGUUGCGUGUGUACAGAUGCAGCAGGCAAAGACGAGCAAGAGCAACUAGGAACUCCAUCGUCCUCUUCUUCGCCGGCGCCCGCCCCCGCCGCCGCACCGCCGAACCCUCUAUCAACUUCCUUCCCUCCUCCUCGUCGUCGUCGCCCUCCUCCUGCCCCGCUCUACUGGUAUUGGAUUGCCGCGGAGUGGAGAAUUCAUCCGGACGCGGGAUUGAGUGAGUCCUUUUGCUAUUAGUAGCGAAUUCCUCUCCAGCGCGGCCCACGCUGAGUUAAUCCGCCUCUGAGGAAGAGGGUAUGGCGGGGUUUGGAUGGAGAGUUGGUUCUAAGGUGCAGAGAUGGGGUCGGAGCUGUCUCCGGGGCCUCUCUUCUGCUGCAACUGCAAUUCCGUCUCAGCUGGAGAAUGUUGGAUUCAUAGGACUCGGAAAUAUGGGCUCCCAUAUGGCAAGAAACCUGGCCAUGGCUGGAUAUAAAGUGACUGUUCAUGAUAUCAAUGAGAAUGCCAUGAAGAAAUUCUCGGAAGAUGGAAUCCCCACAAAACAAUCUCCACACGAAUUGUCAGAGUCGAGUGAUGUCAUAAUUACCAUGCUUCCUUCCUCUUCCCAUGUUUUAGAGGUGUACAAUGGACCGAAUGGCUUGCUUGGUAGUGGGGGCCGGCUUGGACCAUGGCUGUACAUAGAUUCAUCUACAGUUGAUCCACAAACAUCAAGGAAGAUAUCUAUGGACAUCUCAAGAUGCCAUUUAAAAGAAAAUAAAGGCUAUGCUGAAAAGCCUAUGAUUCUGGAUGCUCCUGUGUCUGGAGGUGUUCCUGCUGCAGAAGCUGGGAAGCUAACCUUCAUGGUUGGUGGUCCAGAGGAGGCAUAUAUAGCAGCCAAGCCCCUAUUUUUCUCAAUGGGGAAAAAUGCAAUUUACUGUGGCGGGGCUGGAAAUGGCUCGGCUGCAAAGAUCUGUAACAACAUGGCAAUGGCUAUCAGCAUGCUUGGGGUCUCUGAGGCCUUUGCUCUUGGUCAGAAUCUUGGGAUCAAAGCAGGCACUCUUACAGAUAUAUUCAAUUGCUCAAGUGCCCGCUGCUGGAGUAGCGACACGUAUAACCCAGUACCUGGAGUUAUGGCGGGUGUGCCAUCAUCGAGGAACUAUGAUGGCGGUUUCACAUCCAAACUAAUGGCUAAAGAUUUGGAUUUGGCGAUGGUCUCUGCAUCUGGAGUUGGCUUUAAAUGCCUCAUGGGCUCUGAAGCACUUGAAAUUUUCCGAAAGUUAUGCGAGGAUGGCUGCCAAUUCAAAGACUUCUCGUGCGCAUUCCGCCAUUACUAUGCUGGCAAGGACGAAAAAUGACAGUGUAGCUGUGUCAGCUAACAUGCCGCCUGUUAAAAGAUAAAUAAAGUAAUAAAGCUAAUGGAUUCAUUUGAGUGUAAACAGCACCGAGACAAGGCUGGAGUCACCUUUGUGAAGUUAGUUUUGCUUCUCGGCAAUAAACUGUGAACUCGAGUUCAUUAGCCAAGAGCUACCCAUUUUUUCAGCAGUUUAUUUUCCUGUUGUAUGCUCA